UAUUGUGGCAGUUGAGGAUUGUUGUUACAUUAGUUGGUGUCAAACUGCCAGACAUGAGGGGUUGUAAAUGGAUGUAUUAAGGUAGUGAGAGUGUGUUGUAAGGCAGCAGUGCUCUGAUACACACGAGUAACCUCCAUCAUUCACGCUGUCUACACUCGUACUUGCGCACUUCAGUCUUAACACUGGUAUAGUGCGCACAUUUCGCUCUACCCUGCCAUCACCAUCGAUGACGAUAUCCCAUCAUUGUUUCCCCGGGACGUUCGCCAUACAUAAUUAAGCAGUUAAUUACCAUUCAUCAUGACCUAAUUCCUGUUCUGCGUAUUUCAACGGUCUGAGGAAGACCGGUCACUAACUCUGCCUUUUGAGUCUACUGGGGUUUCAGGCGUGGAACUUUAACUCACUUCACUGUGAACUUUUUUUUCUCUCUACGUUUCUCUUCUCGAAGGGAACUCUUCUUCCCUUUCCAAUUCUUGCCAGUGUUGGGGCGCUGUUUCUCUGCUAGAGACUGGGAAGCCAAGCUCAAUACGGCUCAAGCAAUGCUGGCCCUAUAAACCCCCAACAAAGAAAGAAAGAAAGGAAAAAGAAAGUUGUCACUGCAUCACUACACUUGUGGUGACAGUGACGCACUCCAGCUACGUUACUACACUGUUGUGGUGACAGUGACGCACUCCAGCUACGUUACUACACUGUUGUGGCGACAGUGACGCUCUUCUGCUACGUUACUACACUGUUGUGGUGACAGUGACGCACUCCAGCUACGUUACUACACUGUUGUGGUGACUGACGCACUCCAGCUACGUUACUACACUGUUGUGGUGACAGUGACGCACUCCAGCUACGUUACUACACUGUUGUGGCGACAGUGACGCUCUUCUGCUACGUUACUACACUGCUGUGGUGACAGUGACGCACUCCAGCUACGUUACUACACUGUUGUGGGGACAGUGACGCACUCCAGCUACGUUACUACACUGUUGUGGCGACAGUGACGCACUCCAGCUACGUUACUACACUGUUGUGGCGACAGUGACGCUCUUCUGCUACGUUACUACACUGUUGUGGGGACAGUGACGCACUCCAGCUACGUUACUACACUGUUGUGGUGACAGUGACGCACUUCAGCUACGUUACUACACUGUUGUGGCGACAGUGACGCUCUUCUGCUACGUUACUACACUGCUGUGGUGACAGUGACGCACUCCAGCUACGUUACUACACUGCUGUGGUGACAGUGACGCACUCCAGCUACGUUACUACACUGUUGUAGUGACAGUGACGCUCUUCUGCUACGUUACUACACUGCUGUGGUCACAGUCACACUCCUACAUCACUGCUGUGGUGACAGUGACACUUUUAUAUCACUGCUAUGGUGACAGUGACACUCCUACAUCACUGCUGUGGUGACAGUGACACUCCUACAUCACUGCUGUGGUGACAGUGACACUCCUACAUCACUGCUGUGGUGACAGUGACACUCCUACAUCACUGCUGUGGUGACAGUGACACUCCUACAUCACUGCUGUGGUGACAGUGACACUCCUACAUCACUGCUGUGGUGACAGUGACACUCCUACAUCACUGCUGUGGUGACAGUGACACUCCUACAUCACUGCUGUGGUGACAGUGACACUCCUACAUCACUGCUGUGGUGACAGUGACACUCCUACAUCACUGCUGUGGUGACAGUGACACUCCUACACCACUGCUGUGGUGACAGUGGCACUCCUAUAUCACUGCUGUGGUGACAGUGGCACUCCUACAUCACUGCUGUGGUGACAGUGACACUCUUACAUCACUGCUGUGGUGACAGUGACACUCCUACACCACUGCUGUGGUGACAGUGACACUCCUAUAUCACUGCUGUGGUGACAGUGGCACUCCUACAUCACUGCUGUGGUGACAGUGACACUCCUACAUCACUGCUGUGGUGACAGUGACACUCUUACAUCACUGCUGUGGUGACAGUGACACUCGUUAUAAGCUGGUGAACAUCUUACAAGUCACUGGAUGGAGAUGCAGGACGAUGAACCUGAGCGAAUUGUGCCAGCGAGUCGUACAGAGGGCCAGCGGACUGUCAGUGCGCCAGCGUCAACCCUCGGCCCAUCUCUUGCUGCAGCUGCUGUCAACCGGCAACAGCAUCAACCACAAACCCAUCUUCAGCCCCAUCAACAUUCAUUCUCUCAACCUAACCAUUCUCAAAGUGUACCUGCAGCUACAUCCACUAGCACCUCCAUGACCACGGCCACCACAAAGCCACACACCCUCUCCAGAAGCAUGUCUCGAAAGGAACAAGUUAAAGCGGUCUCUGAGCAGUCACAGAAGUACGUGAAGAAAGAAACUCGGGAGUUCUUCGGAUUAGAUGACUCUUCUGAAGCCAAUCAGCGGCAGCGAUGGCAGGAGAAACGGAAACGCCUGGCAAGCCGCAAAUAUGGCCAGCUCAAGGACCAGCCCAACACUACCCACCACACACAGUCUUUCACCAGUGACUUCCAUGCCUUACAAGAGCUUCAGGAGGGAAUGGGCAGUGGUCUGUCCGACUCCAUAGAUGGAGCAGCGUUGCCGCAGCCGCCCCACCGAGGGAAAGAUUCGGUUGCCAAGAUGACCUGGGAUGGUCUCUCCUUUGUAGUUUCUACUGUUGCAAGACGGAGAGCCAAGAGUCAAAUAUCAGGCACAGCUGGCGGCCGAUCUAAAAGUCGCAGUUAUGCCCCGUCAUCUAUGUCUGCCACAGAUGAUGCUUUUGAUGAGCCUGAUGUUUCACCAACCACAACUGCCACCACCACAACCACCACCACUGCGGCAACCAUGCGCCCAACCCCACCUGCAGAUCACUAUACUAUGGAGUCGCUUUCAGAUGAAGUGUUCUUUGACAGCAAAGUAGCGGGGAGUCCUGAAGCUGUGACUGGCACUGCUAGUUAUGAUACCAGUAAAGAAGUCAGAGGAGGAAGGUACCACCCAAGUGUUCAAGAAUGGCAAAGACCGGUGUCAGAUACGGUCGAUGCCAGUGGACGGUCGAGUGCUCACAUCGGUCGCUCACGUAUCUGGAAUAGAAUUUUGGAUAGCUGUUUUGAUAAUUCUGAUAGAAGACAGUAUGGGAGAGGAAUCGCUGGUAGAAUUUUCAGACGAACAUUCAAGGAGAGAAUAAGGAGAGACAAAGAUGUGAAGAAACAAAUAGAUGAGAUGAAUGACUACCGGCCGUACUUUACGUGGUGGGUGACAACUGUACAAGUGUUCAUUCUUCUGCUCUCCAUCAUGUGUUAUGGCUUGGCUCCAAAAGGCUUCACUCUACAGCAGCAGUCAGGACAGGUUCUAAUGGCAAGCUUAUCUAUCCAAACUGUGGACUACUGGGAGCCAUCAAAUUUCUGGAUAGGUCCUAGAGCGGCUGAUCUUAUACACCUUGGAGCUAAGUUUGCACCAUGUAUGAGAAAAGAUGAAAAAAUAUUUCGUCACGUUGAAGAACAGCGGAGAGCGGAGAGAGAAACCGGGUGUUGCAUACGAAAUGAUGACUCGGGUUGUGUGCAGUCAUCACGGAGAGAAUGUUCGCCUCUGGGUCAAGGAGAUAUGGAAUCGACCAGACUAUCUGUGUGGAAAAAGUGGAGUGAGCUAGCCAAGGGACCAGAUGGCCGCCUUUCUGGAUCUGUGUGUGGCCAGGAUCCAAGUUACUGCAAAGAGCCUGCGUCUGUUCCUCCACACGAGUGGCCAGAUGACAUUACUCGGUGGCCAAUUUGCCGAAAAAGACUUGCAGCAGUUAAAAAAAUCCAUACUGCCGAGCAUAUGGCUUGUGAGGUUAUUGGUCACCCGUGCUGUAUAGGCAUUCAUGGAGAGUGUCGAAUUACAACGCGGGAGUACUGUAAUUUCGUGCGUGGCUACUUCCAUGAAGAGGCCACGCUUUGCUCUCAGGUUUCCUGCUUGAAUAAUGUGUGUGGUAUGAUACCAUUUCACAACCCUGAUGUUCCAGACCAGUUUUAUAGAUUGUGGACAUCUUUAUUUAUUCAUGCAGGAAUUCUUCACCUGGUCAUCUCGGUAGUACUUCAAUACUACCUUAUGCGAGAUGUUGAGAAGCUAGCUGGCCCUGUGCGGAUCGGAGUCAUCUACAUAGUUUCAGGCAUCGCAGGCAAUCUGGCCUCUGCAAUUUUCGUCCCGUAUCGGGCAGAAGUUGGUCCCUCUGGCUCUCAGUUUGGACUGUUGGCAUGUGUGUUUGUGGAAUUCAUCAAUUCGUGGCAGAUGAUGAGAAACCCAUGGAGGGUGCUGGCCAAACUGGUGGUCAUGACAUUGACUUUCUUCUUGGUGGGGCUCUUACCCUGGGUGGACAACUAUGCCCACAUAUUUGGCUUCAUCUUCGGGUUCCUGCUUUCUUAUGCACUGCUACCGUUCGUGUCGUUUGGUCCAUACGACAAGCGAAGGAAGGUGUUGCUCAUCUGGGUGUGUCUGGUGGCCGUGGUGGUGAUGCUCACAGCGCUUAUAAUACUCUUCUAUGUCACGCCCAUAUACGAGUGCAAGAUCUGCGAAUACCUUAACUGCAUCCCAUUAACACGGGACUUUUGUGCAGAGCAGAACAUCAAUUUCAACAAGAAGUUGGAUAUUAUAUGAAAGGCUGAUGCUUGUUUGGGCAGCAUCUGCUAUCAGUCAACGGUCACCGACGUGCCAACAUUUCUAGUAAUAUAACCAGUGUAAUUAUUACCAUAUGUUAUACAAGUGAUCACUGCUGUUAUGGUCAUUUUCUAGUUUCAUACUCGGGGAAAUAUGGGAUACACCAAUGCCUAUUUUGGCCCACGUGUUUUAAGGGCUAAACUAGCAUCAGUCAGAUGAACAAAUUAGUAUUAGCCUGUUAUGAACAAGAAUUACAUAUAUGUCACAUGUUCAUGUCCUUAUGCCUUGUAUGUCUUUUAUAUGAAAAGUAAUCUUGAAAUUAAAGUUUAUCUCAAACAAAUAGGUAAGUAAUACAUACAUAACACUUCCACAUACUGUAUAACCAUUAAAGUUUAUUUCAAUGAGUAUCUUAUACAGUUUGUUUGCUUGCACUGGCUAAAUCAUUACUUGUAAACCAUUCAGUACUAGCAGUCAUGAUAACUAAUCAAAUUAGUAGACAAAAUGUAAGUGGUAACUUUGACAUGUGUCGUGUCUACAUACAUUCAUGAUUGCAGUAAUAAACCUAAACCCCUUUGAUAUAUGAAUAGAUUUAAAGUACAUAUAAGAGUAUCUUGUUCACAACUGGCAUUGAUACUAGUUUGUUGAUAGCCUAUCUUGAUGUGGCAUUGCUUGUCACACCAGAACACAGAAUAGCGAGGAUACAUGGGCAGUUGUACUAAGGACAAUGGGCCACAAUUCUGAAAUACCACACGAGACAUAACAAAGAAAAGCCAGUGAGAGUGCUCGGCAAGUUUUUGAAGACACGUAGAAUACUGAAAACACCGCUCAAUUACCUGAGGACAAAUCUCCAGUGGACUUCCAUAGUUGCGGCCCAACAAACUGGAGAGUGAAAGAUGCAACAAAAAAUCCUCUCAUUCUAAUGUCUCAGAUCUGUUGUUAUUUGUUGUUGUUGUUAUUAUUUUUAAUGUUUUUCUUAUUUUUUAUUUAUUAUUAUUAUUAUCAUUUAUUAUCAUUAUCAUUUAUUAUCAUUAUUAUUUAUUAUUAUUAUUAUUAUUAUUAUUAUUAUUAUUAUUAUUAUUAUUAUUAUUAUUAUUAUCAUCAUUGAAGUUAUGAUGGUAUAUGAAAAUAAAAAGUGUAGGUUAGGAUACCCACUGAUUUUCUCGAUAAUUGAAUCCCAUAUGCAUAGUGUUAAGAAUUUUUUUUUUUUUUGUACCAUUUUUGUGGCCCUUAUGUGUGGGUAAUUUUGAGUGGUGUGGUUCUCUCACUCUCCACUCCAGCAAGUGUGAUUGGGGGAGGCAUUACAGGGGUGCAGUCAGUCGCAUCUGCUUCCAGUCAUCACAUUCAUCCUUUGUAUUCAUCAUUUGCUCAUUUUAAUAAGCUCAUUGUAUAUCAUUAAAUAUGAUUGCAAUUACGUGUGCAGAUGAUUAAUACAUAUCUUGAUUUGUUUGUUAGAAUCAAUGUACAUCUUUGUGCAUUGACUAGAAUCCUUCAAGUUUUUAUAUUGUUCAACUUUGAGUUAUUGGUGGCUAAAAAUGUGUUAAACAGUAGCGGAACAAUAAACAUCUUCGUGGAUGCCACCUCAGUGAGGCAUUCAGUGUGGAAGGAACACUAUUGCCUGUGGUAAAAAAGUUAAUCAAAUCCACUUAAGUUGAGAUACUAGUUUUUAAUUGCUAAUAAAAGAAAAAUAUGUUUCUGAAAAUAAAGCUGAAGUUUCUUACAUUGUAGCACUUCACAGAGAGAGCUACAAAAUUUACUUUUAAUGGAAAAAUAUUUAAUGUAAAAAUGUUUUGCUGAAUUAUGUACAGUACUGUACAUAAGCAAUUUCAGCAGUAUACUUUAUUUAGGAAUAUAUCAUUUGUCAUGAGUAUAAGAAGUAUUACAUAAUGCUUUAUAUUAUUGUCUUUAUAAACAGUUUGUAAAAAUAGAAACCUUUUAUUUAUACAGUGAAGAAAUUGUGAUAUAAGAAUUACCACAGGUAAAAUAGUUAUAUCAUCUCUGUGAGAUGUAUUACCCUUGUAGUGGGUUAUUGUAAAUGAUAACUCAUGGCAAGGCAUGUCUUAAUGACUAAUAGUUAAAAUAUUAAAUGUCAUAUGUAAUUCUCAAUACUUAAGACCCAUACUUCCAGUACACAUGUAGUUGUGUUUAUCUUCUGUUACUGGUUAGCUACAUAUCCGAAAUGACGAAACACCUAUCCUGUUUAAUUCAAUAUUUCGUGGCUGACGACCCCUAGAAAAAUUGAAGGUAAUCGUGCAGAAAGGCUAUAGGAGUGAACACGCGGUUGUGGAGCCGUUUACAGCAUUGCUGAACACCCCACAGCUGUGCAUAAUGUUCACAGAUAAGUCUGAUAAGUGGAUUGUGACUGUGUGUACAGUAAUAUUCCAUGGGCAUAAAGACUGAACUGCUAAAGAAUCUUUUUGAGAGCAGCAUGAAAUUUGAUUUAGAACUUGGGAGUUGUUUGUGUCAGUUGCUCAAUACAAGUAGCACUAAGAACACACUUUGAGUAAAUACCACACACACUCUCAAUUAAUUCUAUCCAAAUUUUCUUGUUGUCUUCUUAAAAUUCUUGGUCACUGAGUCCAUACUGCACUUUCUACUUAUCACUUGAAGUAAGUGUUUUUUUCACUUAAGCAUGCUACCAGUGGCAUUUAACUUGCAUAUUGUUGGUCAAUAUUUCCUGUAAAGGCCCUCACAAGUAUCAUGGAGCUACAUCGUCACAAAAGUAGUUUUCAUAUCGUCAUAAUUUCAUCAUGUAAUUUAUUUCAUCACCUCACUUAGAAUGAUACUUUGUAUGAACAUGUGUUGUUAUUAGAAUGCUCUCAUAUGUGAUAAUUUAUAACUCAUUUCAUCAUGUCGGUUCUUGAUAUUUGAAUGGGGGGCCCAAAAUAUAUACUGUUGAAGAUUACCUGCAAUGUGGACAUAAAGCUGUGCAACUACAAGACAACUACAUAAUUUGGUCAGUCAUGUAUGUUGGUGAUGGUUAACUACUUGUUGCAUGUUAGAGUAUAGGCUCAUGAUGUGAUCAAAAAACAUGUACUGGUACUUCACUUAUAUUUUGCAUUUAAUACCUUUGAAAUGAUUUCUCAAGAAUGAAAUUAGGAAGGUUUGUGAACUCUGUGUUUUUUAAAUUAUUAAUGAAAUUUUGUAAAAAAAAACAAUAAAAAGAAAAUUAACAUCAUGUCUCAGUCUGUAUAACUUAACUGAUGAAGAUAAACAUUUCAUAAUGGAAGACGCAGAAGCCCAAUUGGCAUGUACAAGAAAAUACUCUUGAUAGUGUAAGUCAUACUCAAAGAUUUAUAUUAUUAUUGAUCACAACAUUUGAUCAAAUAUGCCUUCAGCAAAGACAAGACAAGGCUUUAAACUAUUUAUUAUGAUUAUAGUCACUAAUAAAAAUUAGUCUGCUUCCUAAGUUAAAUUUCUGAAGAAAUCGUUUACUUAAUGUUAGACUUUGUAAACUAAAUUGCAGUUAAUGUUAUUACUACAGUAUUACCAUGACACUCUUACUGCUGUACCCAACAUAACACCAGUAAGAGUAUUACCAUAACACUGUUGUACCCAACAUAACACUAGUAAUUACCAUGACACUGUUGUACCCAACAUAACACCAGUAAGAUAAUUACCAUGACACUGCUGUAUCCAAAAUAACACUAACAUUAUAAUUACCAUGACACUGCUGUACCCAACAUAACACUAGUAAUUACCAUGACACUGUUGUACCCAACAUAACACCAGUAAGAGUAUUACCAUAACACUGUUGUACCCAACAUAACACUAGUAAUUACCAUGACACUGUUGUACCCAACAUAACACCAGUAAGAUAAUUACCAUGACACUGCUGUAUCCAAAAUAACACUAACGCUCUCGCUUCACACGGUGAGGGCCUGGGUUCGAUUCCCAGCCAGAGUAGAAACAUUGGACGUGUUUCUUUCCACCUGUUGUCUAUGUUCCCCAUCAGUAAAAUGGGUACCUGGGUGUUAGUCGACUGGUGUGGGUCGCAUCCUGGGACACUGACCUAAGGAGGCCUGGUCACAGACCGGGCCGCGGGGGCGUUGACCCCCGGAACUCUCUCCAGAUAAACUCCAGAUAAACAUUAUAAUUACCAUGACACUGCUGUACCCAACAUAACACUAGUAAUGACACUUGUACUGUUGUACCCAACAUAACACCAGUAAGAGUAUUACCAUAACACUGUUGUACCCAACAUAACACUAGUAAUUACCAUGACACUGUUGUACCCAACAUAACACCAGUAAGAGUAUUACCAUAACACUGUUGUACCCAACAUAACACUAGUAAUUACCAUGACACUGUUGUACCCAACAUAACACCAGUAAGAUAAUUACCAUGACACUGCUGUAUCCAAAAUAACACUAACAAUAUAAUUACCAUGACACUGCAGUACCCAACAUAACACUAGUAAUGACACUUGUACUGUUGUACCCAACAUAACACCAGUAAGAGUAUUACCAUGACACUGCUGUAUCUAACAUAACACUAGUAAGAUAAUUAUCAUGGCACUGCUGUACCCAACAUAACACCAGUAAGAGUAUUACCAUGACACUGCUGUACCCAACAUAACACUAGUAAUAUAAUUACCACAACACUGCUGUACCCAACAUAACACAAAUAAAAGUAUUACCAUGGCACUGCUGUACCCAGGAUAACACCAGUAAGAGUAUUACCAUGACACUGCUGUAUCCAACAUAACACUACUAAGAUAAUUACCAUGACACUACUGUACCCAACAUAACACCAGUAAGAGUAUUACCAUAACACUGCUGUACCCAACAUAAUACCAGUAAGAUAAUUACCAUGACACUGCUGUAUCCAACAUAACACUAGUAAGAUAAUUACCAUGAUACUGCUGUAUCCAACAUAACACCAGUAAGAUAAUUACCAUGACAGUGCUGUACUCAACACUAGUAAGAUAAUUGCCAUGACACUGUUGUACCCAACAUAAUACCAGUAAGAUCAUUACCAUGACACUGCUGUAUCCAACAUUAGUAAGAUAUUUACCAUGACACUGCUGUUCCCAACAUAGCACCAGUAAGAUAAUUACCAUGACACUGCUGUACCCAACAUAACACUAGGAAGAUAAUUACCAUGACAUUGCUGUACCCAACAUAAUACCAGUAAGAUAAUUACCAUGACACUGCUGUACCCAAUAUAACACUAGUAAGAUAAUUACCAUGACACUGCUGUACCCAACAACACCAGUAAGAUAAUUACCAUGACACAGUUGUACCCAACAUAACACCAGUAAGAUAAUUACCAUGACACU
Molecule: messenger RNA, 9865 nt
Organism: Cherax quadricarinatus
Lineage: Eukaryota; Metazoa; Arthropoda; Malacostraca; Decapoda; Parastacidae
Gene: rho-5
Product: rhomboid-5
Biological process (GO): regulation of epidermal growth factor receptor signaling pathway; regulation of protein secretion
Cellular component (GO): endoplasmic reticulum membrane
Molecular function (GO): serine-type endopeptidase activity
Source: RefSeq, a predicted model, not a curated record